Hylaeus volcanicus is the source of this 2380-nucleotide messenger RNA. RefSeq names its product peptidoglycan-recognition protein SC2-like. The transcript is spliced from 3 exons. The record is from RefSeq and is a predicted model, not a curated record. The coding region runs from base 697 to 1410 and encodes 237 amino acids. NCBI's taxonomy places the organism in Eukaryota, Metazoa, Arthropoda, Insecta, Hymenoptera, Colletidae. Gene Ontology annotation, biological process: peptidoglycan catabolic process. Gene Ontology annotation, molecular function: zinc ion binding; N-acetylmuramoyl-L-alanine amidase activity.
UACAAAAACUUCAAGUCAAGAUAAGAAACUACGGUCCUAAAUACGUUGCGGAUUACAAAGUAACUUAUAGUAUAAGUCACGUAUACACUUAGAUUAAAGGAAAUAAUUAUCACACGUCAUAACUAGAUACAGAAUAUACAGAACUAUAGUUGCAUUCAUUUUACUUUGAAAUGCUUGUCUGUUAAUACGUCUCUAUACGUCCAACGUAACAAUGAUAACAAAACUUACUAAAUAAAUUCACUCAAAUAACAAUGAACGAUUAGGAACGAUUAAAUUCGUAGAAUUACUUUCAGUAGCGUUGUGGUUGCCAAAAAUAAGGAACAAAGUAAACUUUCUCUAAUGAAACGCUCCAAUCAAUACGUAGAAAGUUAUGUGAUUUAUCUAUUAUCGAAUACGUGUCUACUCAAUAUUAUUAACAAACACGAUUUUAUCGAAUAUUGUAUCUUAUCGUUUAACAUUACACAACAUGUUGCGCUACUAUCUUUUGGAUUUUUACGCACGCUACAGAUUACAGAUCAACUUCUACCGAUCAUUACAGGCCCAAAACCUAUUGUUGAGUGAACGUAUGAAAUUCUCACUGUAAGUUUAUUCGCGUUUUCGUGAUAUGACGGCUUAGAAGAGGGGACAGGGUUAAAAGACUCAACCUGCGCUUCUGAGGGACUUCCCAGUUACGUUCAAUUUUUCGUUUAAAAGCUGAUGUCGUUACACGAUUCUCGUUCAGUUAAAAUAGCUGUGACGGUGCUGGCGAUCAUGGGGUCGCUUGCUAUCGUUAUAGCCACUGUCUACGUUUCGAUUUCAAUGUUAUCGUUUAAACGUAACGUUUUCGCCCUGUCAACCACUUGGACAAAUUUGGAAAACGUCACUGAUCCAAGGAUCAUAAGCAGGGACGAAUGGAAAGCGAGACCACCGACAGAACGAGUGCUGAUGAAUGUGACACCGACGCCUUACGUUGUGAUCCAUCACGGAGGCAUAGCUGAAUACUGCUUCGAUCAGAAGGCGUGUUCCGCAAUCGUAAAAUCGUAUCAGAAUUUCCAUAUCGACGAUCGAGGCUGGUUCGACAUCGGUUAUAACUUCGUUAUUGGCGAAGACGGGAACGCUUACGAAGGUCGGGGCUGGGAUUUCGUUGGAGCUCAUGCACCUCCUUAUAACAAUCAAAGCAUUGGAAUAUGCGUUAUCGGUGAUUUUAGUGAUUUUCUCCCCAACAAGGCGGCAUUAAAAACUCUAAAUGGUCUGAUCGAUUAUGGAGUGUUUCUUGGGAAAAUAAGCAAGAACUACCACGUUAUAGGCCAUAGACAAGCCAGAGAAACGCUGUGCCCUGGCGAAGAAUUCUUCAAAUUUGUGCAAACAAAUCCACGAUGGACAAAGCAUCCUGAACCGAUUGAUGUAGCACCAAUAACUGUUUGGAAAUGAAGACACCUUGAAUGCGAUUAAAAGCAGCUAACGUCGUCUGCGGUGAUGGUGUCUUAGAACAUUUACAAAAAAAAAAACAAUUUUAAUCAAUGUUUUACCAGUCACAAACGCUUUAGUCAAGUAAAAUGUAUGUCUACCUCGAAGGAUGGUAAAUAUUUAAAUAUAAAGCAUGGUCAAUGUUUAAUGUAUGUACAGGGUGUUCAAAGAAAAGUAUUCAAUAUUUAUAUGGUGUAUAGGGCACACUGUACUGAGUAAAAAAGUUUUAGUAAACAUAGGUCUAAAGGUCAACCGUUUCUGAGAUACAAACAUUUUUGUUUGCUAGUAUCAUGAUUGACUUACUACUGGGUUUUCGAUAUUUAUAGAAGAUUUUCCACGUGUCCACCGUUCAUUUUUGUACACGAAAUUGAAAAAAAUGAAAUUGACGAAAUUGUCGGCACUUGAAUGGGAACAUUCAGAACGCAAUUUAUAAGCACUGACAUAAACAUCGCAUGCGAUGAAAGCAAGUAAGCCAAUCAUGAUACUAGCAAACAAAAAUGUUUAUAUCUCAGAAACGGUUGACCUUUGGACCUAUGUUUACUAAAGCUUUUUUACUCAGUACAGUGUGCCCUAUACACCAUAUAAAUAUUGAAUGCUUUUUUUGAACACCCUGUAUAUAUGCAAGUGUAAAGAAGAAUAAAUGCCUGCAAGAAAUAUUGUAAUAGAAAGUGUGUCUAAAACAAAAUGUUAACGUGUAAAACUUUUGACACGUUGACUGCCAGGCUGAUAAUCAUGAAAAUUUCUACGAGGUUAACAAUAAAACACCUCUGUUAAUCUUGGUCGUCACUGUAUAAACUUAUGUGUAUGAAAUCCUACAGUAUUCGUAUCAUAUAAAACGUCGAAGAACGAACAUGGUAGUAUUUUCAUCCGAUUUGUACGUACGCAAUAAAUCAAUUGAACUGCAAUGUUGUGAAAUCACUGUAAACAUUUUGUG